AAGCUCCAUCCCGGUUCCAUCAUGGCCAUCUCCUCGCGCCUCGCGCUCUGGGAGCAGAAGGGAAGUGUUGGUCCUCAUGUCCCCAUGUCCCCGUGCUGCACGUCCCCGUGCUUGCCUUGUCUCCAGGCCUUCCAAAUGGGCAUCACUUUGCAGCCUGAAUUUACUGCUCUGAGCAAUGCCUGUUGUUCGGGUCUCCCUGCAGGGUUGCAUCUCGGGUGCUGCACAGGGCUGGGGCAGCACAGGGCUCUGCACGCUGCAAACAGCUCCAUGCCCCGCAGUGCUGGAGCAGCCAUGCCCUCAGCAGCACGUGGGGCUGUUCUUCUUGCCGCUUGUCCUGCUGCUCUGCAAAGCCCCUCGCCCGGUGCCAACCUGUUGCCCAUGGCCUCCCCGCAUGCUAAGUGAUGCCCAAAAAACAAAGCUUGGCUCAGCUGUUGCGCACAGCCGUGCUGCCAACAUCCCUGCAGUGCUGCUGCGCUGCGCUGGGCUGUGCAUUCCCAUAACCCAACUUCUGCUUCUGCGAACAGAUCCGGGAGGAGGACCGGGGCCCGCCGCCAUCCGCGCCCCCACUACUCCUCUCUGUCAUUCCUGGUGGGUUCAUCAAGCAGCUCGUCCGUGAGACUGAGAAGGAGUCCAAGGAGGCGAGGCUGAAGAAGGCGGCCAAGGCCAGUGGGAAGGAGGAGCCUGUGGUGGAGGACAGUCCAGCCCAGAGCAGGGAUUCCCCAGCUGCCAAAGGAACCGUGGGCAGUGUGGGGAAGUCCUUGCAGAACGGGCUGCAGGCAGGUGGACAGGGGGGCAAGGGGACACCAACACACACAGCACCGCCCCCGGGACGGCUGCACCUAGCUCCGAUCCCAGCAAAGCUCCCACGGUGGCACAGAGCCCUUGGCCAGAGGGUCCUCAGGCAGUAAAGCCACAGAGUCCUGAGAAGAAAAAAGGAGGAGAGGAGAAGAGCCCCAAGGCUGCAUGCCCCGGGGGGAGCCCCCCAUCUGCAGCCCCAGCGAUCAGCAAGGGCCCCCAGCACUGUGGCAAAGUGAAGGAGGGGGACGUGCCCAAGGGGAAGGGUCCUGAGGGCACCAAGAAGGAGAAGGGAGCAGCCCUGAGUGGCCAACAGUCCUCCAGCACAGCAAGCCCCAAGAGGGAGCUGGGACUGGGCAAGAAGGAGCUGGAGAAGAUGAAGAAAGAUGUUGGAGGUAGGAAGAAGGAACCGAAGGAAAUGAAAGAGCCUGCAAAAAGCACAAAAAAGUCAGAGAGCGCCAAGAGGGAAGCAGGAGGCACCCAAGAAAAGCCUGACGGUGUGGCAAAGGGAGUGGGGAAGGCAAAGGGAGAGCCCCAAGAAAGCAAAGAAGCACCACAAGGAGGUGAAGAGGCACUGGCAGAGAGCAAAGCAGCACGUGUGGAGAGUAAAGAGGAGACAGGAGAGAGCGCAGACCAGGAGCAGGCUCCCAAGGACGUGUGGUACGAAGCGGACAAAGUGUGGCUCAUGCAGCAGGAUGGCUUCGUGCUCGCCACGCAGCUGAAACCCGACGUGGGGACACCGGAGCUGCCAGCGGGCAGAGUGCGGGUGCGCCGGGAUGCAGACGGCAGCAUCACCGAGGUGGAUGAGGACAGCGUGCAGCGGACCAACCCUCCCCACCUGGACCUGGCUGAGGACCUGGCCACGCUCCUCAACCUCAAUGAGUGCAGCGCCCUGAACACACUGCAGCAUCGCUACCACUCCCACCUCCCCUACACCUACGCCGGGCCCAGCCUGGUGGCCAUCCGGCCCGGCCCCGACGCCGGCAACCAUGCGGGGAAGGUGUCCAAGGGGAGGCGAGACAGCACAGCACCACAUAUCUGCUCGGUGGCACAGAGAGCCUACAGGACCCUGCUGGCCCAGAGGCGGGACCAGGCCAUCGUGCCCAUGGGGCGCAGCGGUGCAGGGAAGACCACGAGCUGCCAGUUGGCCCUGGAGCACCUGGUGGGCACUGCGGGCAGCAUAGAUGGCCGAGUCUCAGUGGAGAAGAUCCAGGCAAUGUUCACGGUGCUGGGAGCCUUUGGGGCAGUGAGCACUGAGCAGAACAGCAGCUCCACACGCUUCUCCAUGAUCCUCUCUCUGGACUUCAGUGCUUCUGGGCGCAUCGCUGCCGCUCACCUCCAGACCAUGCUGCUGGAGAGGAGCCGUGUCGCCCAGCAGCCCCCUGGGGAGAGCAACUUUAACAUCUUUCCUAUGAUGCUGGCGGGCCUGGAUGUGGCACAGAGGACCACGUUGCACUUGCACCAGGUGGCUGAGAGCAACGCCUUUGGGAUCAAGCCCUUCUCAAAGCCCGAGGAGAAGCAGAAGGCGAGCGCAGCAUUUGCAAAGCUGCAAGCAGCCAUGGGCGUGCUGGGCAUCACAGCAGAGGAGCAGGUGGCCGUGUGGAGAGUGCUGGCUGGCAUCCACCACCUGGGAGCCGCGGGGGCCUGCCGAGUGGGCCGCAAGCAGUUCAUGUACUUUGAGUGGGCGACGCACGCUGCCGAGGUGCUGGGCUGUGAGCUGGAGGAGCUCAGCACCGCCGUCUUCAAGCACCACCUGAAGCAGAUCCUGGCGCAGGCGGCAGCACGGGGCGGCGCGAGGCCCUCCGAAGAGGAGGGACCCUCAGGGCAGAAGAUGACGGGUGUAGAGUGUGUGGAGGGAAUGGCUUCAGGUCUCUACGAAGAGCUCUUUGCUGCGCUCGUCUCCAUGAUCAACAGGUCCUUCUCAUCCCAGCACUUCUCCAUCGCCUCCAUUGCGGUGGUGGACACCCCUGGCUUCCACAACCCGCGGCACCAGGGUGGGCAGCGGGCAGCCACGUUUGAGGAGCUGUGCCACAACUACGUGCAUGAGCGGCUGCAGGGGCUCUUCUAUGAGAGAACCUUUGUCUCGGAGAUGGAGAGGUACAAAGAGGUGAGCGUGGGCGCAUGGGGCUGCCUUGGGCAGAUGCAGUGCCUGUGA
This is a messenger RNA of Meleagris gallopavo (turkey), 2950 nucleotides long. NCBI's taxonomy places the organism in Eukaryota, Metazoa, Chordata, Aves, Galliformes, Phasianidae. The record is from RefSeq and is a predicted model, not a curated record.